Molecule: messenger RNA, 1089 nt
Organism: Aspergillus sclerotioniger CBS 115572
Lineage: Eukaryota; Fungi; Ascomycota; Eurotiomycetes; Eurotiales; Aspergillaceae
Exons: 6
Coding region: 1-1089 (362 amino acids)
Source: RefSeq, a predicted model, not a curated record
AUGGAAGAGAUCUGGGAGAGAGACCUCACGCCCGAGCGAAUAGCCUAUUUGGCGGAGUCUCGGAUUCCCGAGAUCAUCGCCUGUAAUACGAUACUGAUCGUAUUUGCGACCGGUGGGCUGCUGGUGCGUCUUUUCGUCCGGAUGCGAUAUCUCACGGGUAUCAAUAUCGAUGAUCUACUAUGUUUGACCAGCUGGAUCUUCACAUUCGUUCUUUGUUUUACCUGCAUGUUGAUGACCAAAUAUGGCUUCGGUAGACAUAUUGGAGUGAUCGAUAUGCCCGAUCGAGCGAUGUUCUUAAAGCUGAACUGGGUUACCAUGCUCGCCUAUGUCAUUGCUCUCGGUGCCAUCAAGACCUCCUUCUGUGUCCUCUAUCUCAGUAUCUUUCCCGGGAAGAAAUUUCGGAUUGGCUGUUGGUGUGUGCUGGCUAUCAUUGUCGCCGAGACGGUUUCGGAAAUUCUCGUUGUGAUAUUCCAGUGCUGGCCGGUCCACAAAGCAUGGGAUGCCACGGGGCUUGUGGAGGGACAUUGCGUGAAUAUGACGGCCUUUUACUACGCCAAUUUCGGAAUAAAAUUGGCUAGCGAUCUGGCUCUUUUUCUGAUGCCGAUGCCGAAGCUCAUCAGGCUGAAAAUGACAGUGGGAAAGCGAGUCGGCUUGGUUAUGAUGUUUAGUCUGGGUCUUCUUGUCUGUGUGACGAGUAUUAUUCGAGUUUCUUACAUGAACCCGUUCUCCGUGGACCAUACUUGGUCAUUGGUCAACACGAUGAACUGGUCUUGUGUCGAAGUCGGGGUCGCCGUGUUCAUCGCUUGCAUUCCUUCAUUCAAGUCACUCAUCACCGCUCGCUUCCCAGGACUGCAACGUCUGCUCGGCUUCUCCACCCCAGGCGAGUCCAAUGGCCCGUCGAAGAUGUACGGUACUGCAACCCGUCGGACAAACAAUGGAUUGUCUAUUGGAGGACACAACAGCAUCAGACUGAAACCAGUCACAGGACUCAGCAGCGCAGAAGUCGAAACGACAAACGAUUCGCAGGAACGCAUCGUGUGUCCAGGCAUCCAAGUCACUACAUAUGUUUCCGUGAAUGAGACCGUCUGA